CCCGUGGGCCCUUGGAGGCAGUCUGAGCGACAGCCGAGAUGGCCAACUGACGUGGCAGGCGCGAUCCAAGGCGGGACGCUGCGUGCGGAAGCCGCCCGGGGCCGUGCGGGAGCGGAGGGCGCCGGCCGGGAAGGCAGGUUCCCUUGACCCCGGACCCCCCUGUUCCCAGGCUAUGGCCCCCAGUGCCCUGUAGACCUGGCGCGACUCCCGUGCUUUCGACCCCUAUUUGGGGCCCUGGGUGGCUACUGGAGGGCCUUGCAGAGGGGCAGAGAAGGCAGGACCAUGGCAUCUAGGGCCUCUGAACCUCCCUCAGGGCGCAGCGUGACGGCGGGCAUCAUCAUUGUUGGAGAUGAGAUCCUCAAGGGACACACUCAGGACACCAACACCUACUUUCUAUGCCGGACACUGCGCUCCCUGGGGGUCCAGGUGUGCCGGGUCUCUGUCGUACCCGACGAGGUGGCCACCAUCGCGGCAGAGGUCACUUCUUUCUCCAGCCGCUUCACCCACGUCCUCACGGCAGGGGGCAUCGGCCCCACUCACGAUGAUGUGACCUUUGAGGCGGUAGCACAGGCCUUCGGGGAUGAGCUCAAGCCUCACCCCGAGCUGGAAGCGAACAUCCGAGCCCUCGGAGGGAAGGGCUGCGAGAAGCUGUCCGUAGUGCCCUCCUCCGCCCGCCUGCAUUACGGCACAGACCCUCACACGGGCCGGCCCUUCAAGUUCCCGCUGGUCUCCGUCCGAAAUGUCUACCUCUUCCCAGGCAUUCCCGAGCUGCUGCGGAGGGUGCUGGAGGGACUGAAGGGGCUGUUCCGAAACACGGCGGUGCAGUUCCACCUGCGGGAGCUGUACGUGGCCGCCGACGAGGCCUCCAUCGCCCCCGUGCUGGCUGAGGCGCAGGCCCACUUUGGGCGCAGGCUCGGCCUGGGCUCCUACCCCGACUGGGGCAGCAACUACUAUCGGGUGAAGCUGUCGCUGGACUCGGAGGAAGAGGGGCCGCUGGAGGAGUGCCUGGCCUACCUGACUGCCCGUCUGCCCCCGGGAUCGCUGGUCCCCUACGUGCCCGACGCCGUGGGGCAGGCCAGGGAGGCUGUCUACCAGCUCGCAGAAUCAGGGUCUCCUCUGGGGGGGAAGGUGGCAGGCGCCCUGCAGACCAUUGAGACCGCCCUGGCUCAGUACGACCUCAGCCACCUUUGUGUGGGCUUCAAUGGAGGCAAGGACUGCACGGCCCUCCUGCACCUCUUCCACGCGGCCGUGCAGAGGACACGCCCCGAUACUCAGGAGCCCCUCCAGAUCCUGUACAUCCGCAACAUCUCCCCCUUCCCCGAGCUGGAGCAGUUCCUACAGGACACCAUCAAGAGGUAUAAUCUGCAGGUGCUGGAGGCCGAGGGCCACAUGAAGCAGGCCCUGUGUGAGCUGCAGGCCCGGCACCCCCGGCUGGAGGCCGUCCUGAUGGGCACCCGCCGCACCGACCCCUACUCCUGCAGCCUCCACCCCUUCAGCCCCACGGACCCCGGCUGGCCUGCCUUCGUGCGCGUCAACCCGCUGCUGGACUGGACCUACAGAGACAUCUGGGACUUCCUACGGCAGCUGUUUGUCCCGUACUGUGUCCUAUAUGACCGAGGCUACACGUCGCUGGGGGGCCGCGAGAACACCGUGAGGAACCCGGCCCUGAAGUGCCUGAGCCCGGGGGGCCAGCCCACCUACCGGCCAGCCUACCUCCUGGAGAACGAAGACGAGGAGAGGAACUCGCGCACGUGACCCCGAGCAGCCAGAGGGAGGCCGCCCUGGGGUGUCCCCUGUCAAUAAACCGCCUCUUGCGUGCCUGCUG
Molecule: messenger RNA, 1825 nt
Organism: Prionailurus viverrinus (fishing cat)
Lineage: Eukaryota; Metazoa; Chordata; Mammalia; Carnivora; Felidae
Gene: FLAD1
Product: flavin adenine dinucleotide synthetase 1
Exons: 8
Coding region: 283-1755 (490 amino acids)
Biological process (GO): FAD biosynthetic process
Molecular function (GO): FMN adenylyltransferase activity
Source: RefSeq, a predicted model, not a curated record